AUGUUGGCCAAAGCUUCCGCGUUGGCGGUGCUGCUUGCCGUGGCCGUGGCCUCGUCGGCCGCGGCCUCUGUGCGAGUUGCAGCGCCGACUUAUCCCUGCUUCUGGAAGUCGGGCUAUGCCGUGGAUUCUCAGCAGGAGAUCCGCUUCACGUUUGCGCUUAAGCAGCGCAACCUGGACCAGCUGGCUGAGAUUGCGCUCGCUGUGUCCGAUCCCACCUCGAGCAAGUACGGCCAGUACUUGACCACGGAGCAAAUCGCCGAUCUGACUGCCCCCCGCCCCGAGCACAUGGCUGCUGUCAUCCAGUGGCUCGAGGCGAACAAGGUUGCCUUUAGCGUGCGCCUUCACAACGUGGAGGUCAUCUGCACCGUCGCUCAAGCUGAGGCCCUGCUGGACACCACCUUUGCCCUGGCCAAGAGUGAGAAGUACGGUCAAUCAAAGAUCCAUGCCGGUGCCUACACGCUGCCAGCGGAGAUUGCCGACGCCGUCGAGACGGUGUUUGGCCUGCAUGGUCUCCCCAUCCCACCCCGCGAAUCUGUGCGCAGUGUGGGCGAUGUUGUCGCCGUCACCCCGGCUGUCAUUGCCCAGUCGUACAAUGUUUCUGGCGCCACUGUGAACCGCAACGGCUCCAACAUCCAGGCCGUGGCCGAGUUCCAGGCCCAGUACAUGAACAAGAAUGACCUGGUGUCCUUCUUCAAGGCCGAGGUUCCCAAGGCCCAGACGGGUGACGAUCAGGUUGCCAAGUUUGUGGGCUCCCCCUACGUUGAGGGCUCGUCUGUGGAGGCCGCCCUGGACAUCCAGUUCAUCAUGGGUGUGGCCGAUGGCGUGGCCACGCAGUUUUGGGAGUUUCCCAACAACGACUUUUGCAACGACUUGAACGUGUAUACGACCGAGCUCCUCACCACUGCCGACGUGCCCCUGGUCAACUCCAUCUCUUAUGGUUGGCAGGGUGACCUGGACCAGCUCUCUUGCCAGGACAAGGACCUCCAAGCCGUGGAUAGCAACUGGGCCAAGCUUGCCGCCAAGGGCAUCUCCGUCCUGAUCUCCUCUGGCGACUCUGGUUCGGGCUUCACCGAGCCUCAGUGCGACCCCUCCAAGCCCGGCGAGAAGGGCGUCGAAGUGACCAAGGGCGAGCUCCAGACUACCGAGAAUGCCGAGGCCUAUGAGUGCUGUGCCAUGGCUCAGCAGACCGGUGCGCCGGGCUGGACCUGGUAUCCCCCCAGCAACGCCGUGCAGGCCAAGAUGGCCGCGCCGGCUCCUCGCGCGCUUGGUUUCACCGACGCCGACUACCACUGCGAGGUGACAGAGGACGCCAAGUACUUCAAGUCACGCGACGUGUACAUCUUGAACGGUGAUGUCUCCGUCAGCGGUGGCAAGGUCAAGGUGCACUGCCCCAACGGCACCAUUGCCGACACCUACAUUGAUUUCGGCGCCGAAUACUCUGGUGCGGGCGAUGAGAAGCUGCGCAACUUUACCAUGUCUGCACGCGCUGGCCUGCUGAAGCACGCCAAGUUUGGCGGCACUGCUCUCUACCUGGAUGGCGAGACAACUCCCCUGGAGCUGCGUUUCACCGACCCCUACACUCAAGAACUCAAGGCCGUCUUCGCCAGCGGCCCCAACCCCCCACCACCACCGCCUCAGGGUACCUGCAAGAUUUACAAAACCGUGACGGCGACGGCCAAUGUUUCCUCCAGCAUCAUUUCUGGUGGCUCUGCCGUCCUCCCUCCUUCCCAGCUGCCCACCCUGUUCCCGUCGUGGCCUGCCUCCUCACCCUGGGUGACGGCUGUCGGUGCCACCCGCUUUGUGGGUGAGGCUGGCUCAGAGCAGAUGGCCUCGGACCAGUUUGGCAGCGGUGGUGGCUUCUCCUUCCGCUUUUCCAAUGCCAACGCCACGUGGCAGCAGAAGGUGGUGGCAGCGUACGUGGCUCAGGGCCGUUCGCUCGCCAACUUUCCUCCGGCCAACUCCUUCCCUGCCACGGGCCGUGCUACUCCCGACGUCUCGGGUCUGGGCGAGGGCUACCAGGUCUACGUGAAUGGCGAGGUGGAGCCUGUCGGCGGUACCUCGGCCUCCUGCCCCAUGUUUGCUGCGCUCAUCUCCCUCAUCAACGAGGAGCGUCUUGCAGCGGGCAAGCCCCAGAUGGGCUACCUCAACCCGUUCUUGUACCAAAACUCGGAUGCCUUUACGGACAUUGUCAAGGGCACCAACGCCAUUGGUCGCGGCGGUGAGCAGCUCAAGUACGGCUUUGCUGCCGCCGAGGGUUGGGAUGCCGCUACGGGUCUCGGCACUCCCAUUUUCAGCAAGCUCCUGCCCGCGGCCAUGGCUGCAGCCCGUGACUUGUAAAAAAAAAGGUGCCUUCCUUGUUUGGUGGCUUUUUAGUCACUGCAAGCGAGACGUGUGAGUUGAGCCGAUCGGAGGGGCGGUGGCCAUUUUAUGUUUCUUCUCUUUUUUUCUUGUCGCUGCUCUCCUGAACUGGGCCGACGUGCGCCUUCUUGUCGCCUGGUCGCGCUGAUUCUUUGCUUUCAGUCGUGACGUUGGAAUUGAUUCAUCCCUGCUUGG
Molecule: messenger RNA, 2553 nt
Organism: Monosiga brevicollis MX1
Lineage: Eukaryota; Choanoflagellata; Craspedida; Salpingoecidae
Exons: 2
Coding region: 1-2337 (778 amino acids)
Biological process (GO): proteolysis; central nervous system development
Molecular function (GO): tripeptidyl-peptidase activity; serine-type endopeptidase activity
Source: RefSeq, a predicted model, not a curated record